Messenger RNA from Camponotus floridanus (Florida carpenter ant), 574 nucleotides. RefSeq lists its product as uncharacterized. The transcript has 5 exons. NCBI's taxonomy places the organism in Eukaryota, Metazoa, Arthropoda, Insecta, Hymenoptera, Formicidae. Bases 197 to 574 code for a protein of 125 amino acids. The record is from RefSeq and is a predicted model, not a curated record.
CCGUACUCUCGUGCGGUCUGUCUCGGCUUUUACAGCGGUUCUAUAUCUUUGUGCUAUUAUACGGCCGUUAUCUCCUCGCGUACACGGUCUGUCUGUCUACGCUACGUUCGUUUUUGAUUUCGCGGUUUGCACUUUGCACUGACUACGUCGCAAGUGAUAUUUUAUAUCUCUCACAGUCGAUCGGAUCUGCUCAGAAAUGGAAACGAUAGCCGAAGAGGCGAAUACGCCAAGUACAUCAUCUAAAUCCUUGAAUAAGGCACCAUGGCCGGCAUACAAAGAAAUUUUUGUAUUCGAACCUGAACUUAGUAAUGAGAAGAAUUAUGCAUUUACUUGCAAAUUAUGUUUAGGCAAAAAAAUUAUACAUGCUAGCAAAAGCUCCACAGCCAAUUUAAAGAAGCACAUAAGCAUUCUAAGGAAUGUACACAAUUGCACCGUAUAUUCUAGUUCAUUGAAUCAAAUCUCCAAUGUAAAAAUAGUAAAACAUCCACAUUCUUUAAAAGAUUUGGAAAAAGCUAAAUCUAAACUCACACAUAAUAAAUGUCAAUAUGAAGAAGACAUUAAUAAUCUGGAAUAA